This is a messenger RNA of Geodia barretti, 3015 nucleotides long. NCBI's taxonomy places the organism in Eukaryota, Metazoa, Porifera, Demospongiae, Tetractinellida, Geodiidae. The record is from the annotation of a GenBank genome assembly.
CUGACCUUUUGCUUACGCUACACGUGGACUCCGUGGCGUGUUGUGGCUCGGUUUGUGGGCUUUGUCCUGACCGUAUGCGUGCGUGCCGAGCGGCGUUGCUCUUCAUCUCCAGACCAACUUCUCUCUGUGUCAGAAUGGACUCCAGUAAUGCCCAGAGUUCGGAACUAAAACUCUACAAUUCCCUGACACGCCAGAAAGAAUCGUUCGUUCCUCUCGCACCGCCCACUGUGACCUGGUAUAGCUGUGGUCCCACGGUCUACGAUGCUGCUCAUAUGGGCCAUGCCAGGUCAUACAUCACAUUUGACAUCCUACGUCGCGUUCUCUCGGACUAUUUUGGUUACCAUGUCAACUAUGUCAUGAACAUCACUGAUAUUGAUGACAAGAUAAUCCGAAGAGCUCGAAGAAAUCACCUUCUGGAGAACUACACUAGUGACGAGCCCUCCCUCUCUUCCCUUGUUACUGACGUUAAUGCAGCCUUGAAGCCGUUCACAGAGAAGGCGAGGAGAGAGAGCGACCCUGACAAGCAGAAGAUGUUGCAGGGAGUUGUGGAGAAGGUGAGGACUACUCUACAGGAGAUUGCCACUGAAGAGCAGAGCAAGAAUUCUGUGGCUAGUUUGCUGAGUGCUGCAGCUGACCCUCUCUCUGACUGGUUGGACUCAAGACUUGGACCACACAUCACCGACAAGAGCAUUUUUGCAUCUCUGACUCAGCGUUUCGAGCAAGAAUUCCAUUGCGACAUGGAGGCUCUGAAUGUACUGCCGGCAGAUGUGUUGACCAGAGUCAGUGAGUAUGUGCCAGAAGUAGUGGAUUACAUCCAGGAGAUCGUGGCUAAAGGCUUUGCGUACGAGUCCAAUGGCUCGGUUUAUUUCGACGUCGUAAAAUUCUCAUCUGCUCCUGACCACACGUAUGCCAAGCUGGUCCCAGAGGCAGUAGGAAACCUGACAGCUCUGGCUGAGGGGGAAGGGGAGCUGAGUGCUGGAGGUCAGGCAGAGAAGAGGGCUCCCAAUGACUUUGCCUUAUGGAAGGCGAGCAAGGCGGGGGAGCCAGAGUGGCCCAGUCCCUGGGGUCAGGGGAGACCUGGCUGGCACAUAGAGUGCUCGGUCAUGGCCUGCGAUAUUCUUGGAGAAAAAGCCGACAUACAUACUGGAGGGGUAGACUUAAAGUUCCCUCACCAUGACAACGAAAUUGCCCAAGCAGAGGCUCGGUAUGGCUCUGACCAGUGGAUGAGUUUCUUUCUUCACUCUGGUCACCUCACUAUUGCCGGCUGCAAAAUGAGCAAGUCUCUCAAGAAUUUCAUCACCAUCAAACAGGCUCUGGAAAAGCAUUCAGCAAGGCAGCUGCGACUGGCCUUUCUGCUCCACUCUUGGUCCGCCACUCUGGACUACAGCCAGGCUACCAUGAGAGAGGCACAGUACUACGAGAAGAUGUUCAAUGAGUUCUUUUUGACAGUGAAGGACCUGCUUCGUAAGCAGCCAAAGGGUGUGGACAGCUACCUCAAAUUCUCCGACAGAGAAAAGCAGCUGCUGUGCCGACUGACCGAAGCCAGAGCUGCGGUCCAUGCUGCUCUCUGUGACUCUGUGGACACUCCCCAAGCUAUGCGAGUCAUGAAGGAACUUGUCAACACCAGCAACAUUUAUCUCUCGGAGCAGUCUGGUCAAGCCAAUGCCAGACUCCUUCAUAGCAUUGCCUCCUACCUCACCGCCAUGUUGAGGGUGUUUGGAGUCAUUUCUGACUCCUCCCCUGUUGGGUUCCCCUUGGCAACAACCCAGUCCUCUGAGAAUAUGGAAGAAGUUGUUAUGCCAUACCUCUCGCUACUGGCUGACUUCCGGGAAGAUGUGCGGAAGAAAGCCCUUGAGGUCAAAGGUCAGUGCCUAGUAUUGUUAUGGUGACGAUGUUGUUGUGAUGGAAGUGUUCAGAUGGAGAUCUGUUGAGAGUGUGUGACGAUCUGAGGGACCGAAAGUUAGGGAAUCUGGGGGUUCGCAUGGAGGACAAGGAAGAGGGAACCGUGGUGAAGGUAGUCGGCAGAGACACCAUCCAGAAAGAGAGGGAACUGGAGAGACAGGCCCAGCAGGAGAAGGCAAAGGCUAAGGCAGAGCAGAAGAGACGACUGGAGGAGGCCAAGGUAAGUGGUGUGUGUGUGUACCAGAAACUGAGGGACCUUGAUAUGAUAGAGACAAAGAGAAGAGCAGGCUGCCAUUCCUCCUGACCAGAUGUUCCGAUCUCAGACUGACAAGUACAGCAAGUUUGAUGACAAAGGCAUCCCAACACACGACCAGACUGGAAAGCCACUCAGUGAUAAACAGAUCAAGAAACUCCUCAAGUUGUGGCAGGCUCAGGAGAAGAAACAUGCAGAACACCUAAACAAAAUGUAGCAUUCUUCACCAUUGUAUAUACGCAUGCGCGCGGUGGUUACGCUUCAUGAAUGAGAUGGUGUCCGUAGCGCAGAUCAGCUACGGAGGUGGUGAAGUGUAUGAUGGAGAGUGGGAUGGAGAGGGUCGCAGACACGGUAGGGGCCGCCUCGUCUUCUCUGACGGCUCCAAGUAUAAGGGCCAGUUCAAAGCUGGUUUCUUUCACGUGAGGGUGGCGGAGUAUUGAAGAGUAUAUGAUCAGAGGUCCGCAGGGACUAGGGCGACUGGAGCUGGCUGGAGGGGCGAGGUAUGAGGGAGAGUUCCAACUGGGAAAGUUCCAAGGUCACGGAGUUUACUACUCCAUUGGGGGAAAGUAUGAGGGGCAGUUUGUUGAUGGACAGGCAAAGGGAAAGGGUCUGGUCACCCUCCCAGAUGGGUCCCAUGGCAACCCACGUCAGGAGGGUAUAUUUCAGGGAGAGAGGUGUACAGAGAGGCGGGAUGUGAAGGAAGACAUUCGUAGAGCAGUGCAGGCCGCUGCUCAGGCGCGUUCUCUGAUUGAGCAAUACAAUCUCUGACCAUUUUUACCGUGGUGUGUGUGUUGUGUCGUCAUGUUGAUUCAUUGAAAGGGAAAUGUCCAGGAUUUCUCUCUUGGCUUUUCUGUAUGGCC